AUGUAUAUGUUUUUAUUAAUCGAAUUAACAAGUGGACAAGAGUGCCAAUGCUACCCAGUUGGAACAAAAUCAAGCGACGUGUUUUCACCUGCGGGUUGUGAAAAUACAGAGACGCACUCCUAUUGUUUUGAAAAUAAUUUUUAUUAUGACACAAAUUCAAUUUUUAAUGAAACUAUAAUUAAGAAAACUCUUACAAUAAAUUCAACUGUUGGUUUUAAAAUAUCAAAUUAUUUUCGAUUAGUUGACAACGUCGUUCUCACACAAAAUGGCGCAUUUCAUAUUGUCAAUGGAACGAUUAUUGGAGCAAACUCACAGCUUCUUGUCAACACUUUUUAUUCACUUGCUGGGUAUAUCCAAUUAGAAAAUCCUCAAUUAAAUCGUCCACAAAUAAUUCUUUGGAAUUCUUCAUAUCUUCAUUUAAACAGGAACAUCACGAAUAGAGUCGAUUUCAAAUCAAAAACCCCACUGGCAACACAAAGUGCUUUGACGCUCGAUAACAUCUGCAUUUUGUCAACAAUGUUUCCUUACAAAUUUGAUGAUGGAAUUGGCUAUCUUAUAUCAAAUCAAAGACUCAUUAGAUUUUGCCCGAAAGGUACUAAUUUAUCAAAUACAGUGACGUGCACGCUGGUUAACAGAUUAUAUACUGAUUCAAACUAUUCCCCAAAUUAUUCACCACAAACAUUUGACUAUCCACACUGUCCGUGUAAUAGUGAUAAGACUUUAAAUUGUGAAUUGAAAUUAAUGACAAAUUCAGUGUUAACUUACUCUUUUGGAGAUAUCAAAUUUGAUGCUGAACAAAUACCUUUUACAACUCCUUGUUCAGUCAAAUUUGACACUUCAACGAACACAUUUUCAUGUAACAAUGAUAUGAUCUUUUCGGUCAAUUUUACUAAGAAAGUUGAGAACUUUGUGAUUAACAGUUCCUCAAAAAUCGCUUCACUGAAUUUGUUUUCAAAUUCUUCGGUGUUUAUAUUGGGGAAAACUAAACUUAACAAUAUCAUGCCAAUGUAUUUUGGGGAGUUUGAUCGAAGCUAUGUUAUAAUGAUUGAUGGAACAUUAAACAGCAACAAUUGUAUACUUCUUGAAAUAACAAAAGAAAAAACAACAUGCAAAUUGUGUAAUUCUGAUUACCGACUUUACGAUGGGACGUGUAUUAUAAAAGAAAGUAAUUGUGUAAAUUAUAACAAGAAUAGUAUUUGUGUAUCAUGUUCUAGUGGAUAUGUGUUAGACGACAAUUAUAAUUGUAUUUUAUCAGAAAAGUGUGAGUAUGGAACGACAUCUAAUUGUUACAAAUACAACAAUUGUAUUUUAAAUCACAAUUGUAUCUAUGGAGAUGGGACUGUUUGUAUUAAAUGUGAAACUGGUGAGUCUCAUAGUAAAUGUGAGAAUUGUGCAAAUACAAAUUGUCUUAAAUGUAACAGUGAUGUUUGUAGACUUUGUCAGACUGGAUAUGUUCUGAAUGAUACAAAAAAUUGUGUAAAAGAAAGCUUAGGAUUUUCAUACGGAAUAUCAACUGUUUAUUGUAACAACAAGUUUUAUAUGGAAAAUUUUAAAUGUAGAAAUUGUUUAACAAAACAUGAAAAUUCAAUUCUUUGCAACACAAAUAUUUCUUUGCGAUGUGAUGACAAUUUUAUUAUCACAGAAGACGGAAAUUGUAUAACCAAAAAUUGCAAAGUCAAUGAAAUAAAUGAAGAAAAUGGGCAAUGUACUUUACCACAAGAAAAGUGUCUUUCUAUAGUUAAUAACAAGUGUAUAGAAUGUGAUAGUAAUUAUAUAUUAACAAACACUUUUACAUGUGAAAUAAUGAAUGCAACAAAUUCAAUUGAAAAUUGCAAACAAAAUAAUCAAAUGGGGUGUAUAGAGUGCGACUUUGGAUAUUACUUAUCACAUGGUCUUUGUUUUUCAUGUUCUGAAAAUUGCACAAGUUGUAUAGAAACAUCGACAAAAUGUCUUUCAUGUGAAAUUGACUAUUAUCAAGGUGACAAUUAUAAGUGUCUUCCAAACGGUGAGUUAACAGAAAAAUGUGAUAAGAUAUCUACUGUCACAACCAGGCGUAUUAUUUUUUUGCCUCGUUUUUGUUUUAAAAAACAGAGGGCUGGUGUUAAUUUUUUCCCAAAAACAUAUUUUUAA
Entamoeba invadens IP1 is the source of this 2130-nucleotide messenger RNA. RefSeq lists its product as hypothetical. Lineage: Eukaryota; Evosea; Mastigamoebida; Endamoebidae. The transcript has 4 exons. The coding region runs from base 1 to 2130 and encodes 709 amino acids. The record is from RefSeq and is a predicted model, not a curated record.